Messenger RNA from Talaromyces amestolkiae, 2604 nucleotides. RefSeq lists its product as uncharacterized. Gene Ontology annotation, cellular component: MutLalpha complex. Gene Ontology annotation, biological process: mismatch repair. Gene Ontology annotation, molecular function: ATP binding; ATP-dependent DNA damage sensor activity; ATP hydrolysis activity. Lineage: Eukaryota; Fungi; Ascomycota; Eurotiomycetes; Eurotiales; Trichocomaceae. The record is from RefSeq and is a predicted model, not a curated record. The transcript has 3 exons. The coding region runs from base 1 to 2604 and encodes 867 amino acids.
AUGCCAAUUGCCGCCCUGCCACCUUCCACGGCCCAGGCAAUCGGCUCAACUUCCAUCCUCCCGGAUCCCUGCGCCGUCGUCAAGGAACUGAUUGACAACGKCCUAGAUGCAGGCGCAACAUCCAUCACGGUAGAAAUCUCCCCAAACACUCUUGAUCUGAUACAAGUCAAGGAUAAUGGCCACGGCGUCCCUCCGGAAGAUUUUGAGAACUUAUGCAAGAGAGCGUAUACAAGCAAAAUUCAGACGCUUGAUGAUUUGAGGAAUGUCGGCGGCCAGUCCCUGGGUUUUCGUGGAGUGGCACUUGCGAGUGCUGCUGAUAUGGUGGAUGUGCUUACUGUAACGACGAGAACAAAGAAUGAUGUCGUGGCUUCGGUGUUGAAGUAUGAUGCGGCGGGAGAGCUAGUCAGCACGGAGAAAGCGUCUCAUCCUGUCGGGACUAUGGUAUGUCUGAACGGUUUCUUGAAGAAGAUUCCUGUCAGAAGACAGACUGCUGUCAAGUCCGCAUCCAAGACCAUUACUAAAAUCAAGAAGCUACUCCAAGCUUAUGCGAUGGCGAGGCCCUACACGCGUUUAUCACUCAAAGUUUUAAACAGCAAGACCGAUAAGGAUAAUUGGACUUAUGCGCCAUCCCCGACGGCAAGCAUUGUUGAUGCUUCUCGCAAGGUGGUCGGAGUGGAGAUCGCUGGGCAGUGCGCAUGCAAGACUUGGCCUGAAGAUGCGGAGGAAUCCGACCUAUUAGUCAAGCUACUUGCUUAUUUCCCGAAAGUCGAUGCUGACUUUUCCAAAAUCGGUGGUUCCAAUCAGUAUAUUUCUGUGGAUGGCCGCCCGCUAUCCUCCGACGGAGGUACAGCAAAGGAGAUUAUCAAACUAUACAAGUCGUACAUUCGCUCUACCGCAAAAACAAAGGGGAUUUCAGCGCUGAAUGAUCCAUUUCUCAAUCUGCAUAUUUCAUGCUCGCCAGGAGCAUACGACGUGAAUGUAGAGCCUGCAAAGGACGACGUCUUGUUUGCAGAGCGAGAACAGCUAAUUCAGACAAUCGAAGAGCUAUUUAAAGCAACCUAUGGAGAGCUGCAGAAAACUUCUGACAUUACGGGGAAAGAAUAUACUUCUGUCACGGGGUUUAAUGUUUUGUUACGACAACCCACUGCACGAGAACCAGUUUCUCCGCCUGCAACAAAUCGAAUUCCUGCAUUUACAAAUCAGAGUAAGACUACUCCAGUGACAAAUAGGCCAGCACAGGCAGACCCAUUCACAGAUGACUAUGAUCCGUCACAAUCAGAGUCUCGUCAAACAGGAUCGGAUGAUAAUGGCCUCAAUCCUUGGUCUAUUGCCAAAACUCACUUUUUCCACCGGUCCCCGAAAUCAAACAAAGUGACUCAAUUCGUUACGCCAACGAGACCAGGUUUCAGGUCUAGCAGCGGGCCAAAUGCGGCGGCUACCCAGUCAAGCCCUUCUGACUCAAGCGCAUGUUCUCCCUCCUCUCCAGAAGAUGUUCAAGUCCCGCCUAGGUCCAUCUCGUCAUCUACAAGAGGUGGUCGAGGUUCAAAUGGCUAUACCAAAGCGUCAAGGGAGCGCGACCGGGAACGCUAUGGAAAUGGAUCACUCGAUACGUGGUUUGUGAGAAACUCCGGGUCAACUUUGUCAAACACUUCACCUGGAGAGGUAUUAGAUGACGAAUCUGAAACUGAAAGCGUUAUGCUUGAUGAUCUUGACGACAUGAUCGAGGAUACUUCACGAAUACCCAAUAAGUCAUUCAAACUACCUCUUGCAACCAAAUCGAAAGAAAAACACCAACUCAUAUUGUCUCCCAAUACCGAGCCCUCAAAUGUGCAAUCGGAGAAAAGACAGGAGUUUCCAGUCAUGGAAGAAUGGUCCGCACGACUGCACCGUAGUCUUCCAGACGAUCAAAGCUUGUUCAGUAGUCAAGAUACGGAAAGAGCACUAGACUUUGAGCGGAGAAAAAAAGAAGCCAAUAUUGCUCAUCGUAAGCAGCUUCGACGGCAGUAUUUAGCCAGUCAAGCGGACAGUCAACACACAUUAAACUCUCCGCACAAGAAUCGCUAUCUAGCAGCCAGAGCGACGCUCUCAGAAUAUAGCCAGCAAAGCCAACUAGAUCCGCCUCAGAAAGUACAAUCAGCUUCAACCGACGUGUUAACGAUGCAGGAGAGUGACCCCCGCACAUAUUUGAUGCGACAUCAAUCCGCGUUACGAGCCAAAGCGAAUGAUGCAACCAAGAAGUUGAAGCGUAUACCCACAAAUCGUCUACCACUGGAAAACAUUCCUAAGGGAUUUGAUAUUCACAAUCUUGGUGUGAAGCUCGAUAUAUCUUUGCUGCAGCUGACUCACCACUGCAAGUAUCUGGCCGAAGUCAACCACUCUGGUUCUUGCAGAGACGGGGACGCGAAAGCCAGCCCAUUUGACCCUGUCAGUGAGCCCGAUCUUCCUGAAAUAUGUAAGAUCUGGGAGACUGCGAUUGGUCGACUUGUCAAAGAAAAGUAUCGACUAAGAGAGGUUGAUCUUUAUGAUGCUGAUGGCGGGUCUGACGAAGUAUUCAUCGAGAAAAUUGAUAUUCACGGUGCUAUCAUAUCGAAGUCAUCAAAAUGA